Bathycoccus prasinos is the source of this 2841-nucleotide messenger RNA. RefSeq lists its product as hypothetical. Gene Ontology annotation, molecular function: glycosyltransferase activity. Lineage: Eukaryota; Viridiplantae; Chlorophyta; Mamiellophyceae; Mamiellales; Bathycoccaceae. The transcript has a single exon. The record is from RefSeq and is a predicted model, not a curated record. Bases 1 to 2841 code for a protein of 946 amino acids.
AUGAAAAGAGCGCUGCUGCGGGGCCUUUUUUUUCUCCUCGUGUUUCUGCACCUUCUUCUGUUCUCAUCAUCAUCAUCAUCAUUCGCAUCGGCCGACAACAAAGACGAUGAAAAUAAGAAGAAAAGACCGUCGUUUCCUGCGUUGUCGCUGCUCUCGGGGGAAGAAGACAACGAAGUAUCUGACGAUUCGCUCUUCUUCUUUGGCGGCGAAAAAGGGGGAGAAUCUUCUUUAGCAAAGCAGAAGAAGUUUUCUCAUCAUCGAGAACGAGAUGAUGAUUCUUUUAAGCCAAUUUUGAGCAAAGAGGAAAAAUCUCGCGGCGUGUUGAUCGUCUGCUCGGAGUUUGCCGGUCUCGUACCGAACGGCGGGAUUGGAACGUUUUAUACCUCCCUGGCGAACGUUUUAUCGUCGAAAGAAGACGAAGAAGGAAAAGAGGAGAGAUUUUUUAACGUGACUUUAGUGUACACGCAAGGACGAAAAGUACACGGGAAGAUUCAUAAAAAGUUGCGCGACGAAGAGGAUGACGACGACAAAAGACGACGCGCGGAGGAUCCGUUUACGCAAUGGCAAGAGUAUUACAAAGAUCGGUUGAACGUGAACUUGGUUCCGCUCCCGCCGCACCGCGUUUCCGGGAUAACGUAUCACGCCGCAACCUCUUACGCGGUUUUAGAUUGGAUUUUACUGGAACAAGCCAAGACGAACAAACCGUUCGACGUGAUACAUUUUGCGGAUUGGCAAGGCGUCGGGUAUUACAGUUUGUUGCACAAGAAGAGCGGUUUAGGAUUGAAGAACUCGUUGUUGAUGGUGAUGACGCACGGGCCGUUGCUUUGGGCGCGGAAAGCGAACGAGGAGAAGAUUGAAUCAGUGGAGGAUUUAGAAAGUCAUUUUUUAGAGAUGAAAAGCGUAGAGUUAGCGGACGUGGUCGUCUCUCCGAGCGAGUAUUUGUUAGAUUGGAUGGAAGGGGAGGCGGGAUGGACGCUGGCGGAGAACGCGUUCGUGCAGCCGUACGUUUUGCCGGUGGAGGCGAAAGAAGCCGUGAGAGAGGCGCUGGACGUGGAGAAGUACGUCAGAGAUCGGUUGGGUUAUACGAGUACAGGCGAAGGAGGAGGAGAGAGAGUAGAUGUGAAGGAAUCCAUAGCAGGUAAGAUUACGUCUUGGUUAAGGAGCGCGCUGAUGGGGGAAAAGAAAAUAGAAGAAGAGAACGUAGAAGUAGCAGUAGAAGAGAAAGAGAAAGAAACGGACGACAAUGAAGACGAACGAGAAGAAUCAGCCACCAUCGAACCAAUUCAGGAGUUUGUCUUUUUCGGACGAUUGGAAACGCGAAAAGGUGUUAUUUUGUUCUGCGACGCCAUCGACGCUUUACUUCGUAAACUCGACGUGAAACCGUUCAAAGUCACUUUUUUGGGUUCCGAUAGAAACAAAAUCGAUCGCGAACCGUCGAAACGCUUCGUCGAGCGUCGUUCGCGUCCGUGGCGAGAGGAGAAAAACAGAGCAAAAGUGACAGAAGUGAACGUAUUCACGGAGAAGAACUCCGCGGAAGCGUUGCGGUAUUUACUCGAGAAAGGAAAGAGGCGGUUGGCGGUGUUGCCUUCGCUGGUGGAAAAUUCACCGUUGAGCGUGUUUGAGUUGUUCGGCGUGAACGCGCCGUUCAUCGCUUCCGACGCCGGUGGUAUGCCUGAGCUCGUGAAGCGAAGAACAAACGUUGUUUUAAGCAAGUAUGAAAAAAAAGAGUUUGACAUUUUGUUCCCAAGAAAUUCCGUCAACGCGUUGUCGGAAAAGUUGAGAGAGAUUUUAGACCACGGCUUUGUUACGAACGCCUUUGAAAGCACCGUCGAUGUCAUCAAAAACGAACAGAGAUGGGUGCAGUUUCACAAAGAUGUGGCCAUGUCGCGCGAAUUGAUGCUCAAAUCUUCACCUUCUUCCUCCUCCCCAGGCGCCGCAGUUCUUCGGAGAAUGAAGAAAAUUACGGAGGAAUCCGAGAUGGUUCGUGACAUCGUCGAUAUGAGAGCGCACAACGUCUCCAAAGGCAUACUCAUCGUUGUCGCCACGAGAGACGUGGACGAGAAACUCGCGAGAACGUUAAAAUCCAUUUCCAAACAGAAACACGUGAAACCGAAAGCUGUCGUCGUGUGCACCUCGAGCGAGCGGAACCCAGCGUUUCAUCAAGUGGACAAAGACAGCAAAAAUCUCGAUUACGAUUUGAGUGUGGUUGAAAAGAUUGGCGCCUCGUUGGCAGUCUGUCGUAAUUUUGCAUUCAAAACGGCCAUUUUGAAUCGAGAGAAGAAUGGCUUCAGCGAAAUUGCAUUUGUGGAUGCCGGGAACGUGUUGGAGCCGCACGCGUUGCGCGUGUUUCAAUCCGCUUUGUUUCGGUUCGAUGCGAACGUUGUGACCUCGUUCGCGCACGUCUACGACGGGACCUCUGCGCUCGCCGAAGAUGCGGAUAUCCGGAAGUUAACCUCGGCGAAUAUGCGCCAAUUUCAACCGUUCUUAGGCGCGGCAUUUCCAGUCGCUACGACGAGAAAUUGCAUGGGCGGUCCGGUAUUCAUGGUCACUUUAAACUCAUUAAUCAAUCACGCCGGUUUGGUCUUAUUCGACAAAAGUCACUCGGAUGGCUACGACGUGUGGGAGAUUCUCUCACGAUUGACAUUAAACGGCGCGAAAUUAGAGGUCAUUCCUCGAGCCAUGUUCUGGACUGGAUCGGUUAUGAAAGGGACUAAAUAUACCAAAGACGACCGCGCAGGUCGUUUCGCGACGGAAAAAUUAAGAGAAGCGGUCAAGAAAGCGCCUUCGCCGGCGGAAUUUCGCCCGAUUUUUCGAGAAGAGAAGGAAAAGGAUGAACUGUAA